GGCCUGUCGUGCGAGCGCCCUCUGGCGACUCAAUGCCAAAGAUGGCGGAAGAAAACAUGUUGGAGUUGUUGUUUUGUGAUACUUUCAGCCACGAAAAUAAAGAGGAAUUGAACCUUGACCUGGUGCAGUUUCCAUGGCCGGUAUGUAUCAGUGAGGUAAGGAUCAUUCCUAGGGCGACUGUGGCCCACCCAGAGCUACAGGAUCAGGGAAGAUUAGGGGAGACCAGCCCUUCUACCUUCAAAUUGGAGCUUUUCAUCAACAACCUAAGCAAGCCUGGCUCUGCUGUCUUUGAGCAGCUAGGAGCAUUGGACUAUGUGGACAACUCCAAGAUACAACUGGUCACCAAUAACACGGCCCCCACGGAUGGGGUGGUUCUCAGAGGCUGGUACCACAAGGUGACGGUGGCCAUCUACGGCAUCUUGGCAUCUCACAAGAAGAGGGCUGAGGAACGCUCCGUCUCGCCUCCGCCACCUCCCCCUCCUCCUAAGCAGAGCAUCCACGGCGCCAAGAGAGCGGUGGAUGACACCACAGAGUUUCUGCCUCAUGAGAUGACACAGAAGAAGCAGCCGCUCCAUCCGCAGCAACAUCACAACUGGGAUUGGGAACAGCAGGAACAUGACCAGUCUGCCGCUGCCAAACGAGCUCGUUACGCCGAACCGGCGCCCGAGCCGACAGAGCACCACCAACCUCCCCAACCUGUGUCCCACGCCAUACCCAGCACCACUAGCAGUCGCCGGGGGCCACGGACGCCCUCCCCACCCCCUCCUGCCCAAGAGCAGUGGGAGCCCUCCCAACCCCGCUCUGGGGAGUCAUGGCCCACGGGCGACGCUGCUCCCAAGGACCCCUGGAAGACCCAAGAGGCCUGGGAAGCUGGAGUAGAACCAGAAGAGCCUAGCCAGGGCAGGGACUGGGAGCACGGCGACACCUGGGAGACCACAGACACCUGGGAACCAGGUGAUGCCCCUGAGUGGGACGAACCAGCAACUCCGGUCGAACCACCCAAUCAGAAACAGCCUUACCCUGAGCCUUGGCGUGAAGACCAUGCCCGAGUGCCUGCCGCAUCCAGUGGCAGUAGUGGGAGGACACAAAAAAAGCACCGGAAGCACCGGGGGCCCAGGACUCCACCCGGGGAGCCCCGGGGCUCUCCAACCUCUCCCGACUACGCCCCGCCCGGCGACCAGUACACGCAGGACUCCAGGAGACACAGGGAGGGUUCAAGGAGGAGGGGCGUCGACAGCCCACGUCGGGAGGUGAGGCGAGACAAGGAGUCCAGGCGGGAAGGAGAGGUGAGGAGGGACCCUGAGAGUAGGAGGGAGUCAGAGGAACCUUCCCUCACCACUGAGCCGGGAGAGAUAGUGCAAGAAACUGCUGAAGUAGGAGAGGAACUCUUUGAGCCCCUAACACCAGAAACAUCACCCAGUCAUCAAUAUUCGGAUCGAGAGAAUAUUGAAGAUGACAGGAGCCGGGAAGCCACGGAGGAGGCAGAGAUGGAAAGCAUUGGGCAGGCCUAUGAAGAGAUCAGCGACGAGGAAGGCAUGGAUGAAGUGGGAAGUCUUGACGGCCUGAUGGAUCCGGAAGGAUUGGAAGUGGACGGUCUGGAGGGAGAAUCCUGGCCGGACAUUGUGACCUUUGACCCCUUCCAAGUGGAACUCGUGCCGCUCACUACCUUCCCGGCACCCUACCCCAGUCCCCAGGACCAGGCCAAACCUGCCAAGCGUGAUGCCCCAAGCGUUGACUCUAAGACUGUACUGGACGUGUUGAAGGAACAUCGGGAUAAGGGAUAUGGACCGAGGUGGGUUGCAGCCCUGGAGCCCCUACCAGCCUUACUCCCCCAGGCCCUGACCGGUCUGGAUGACCGCUCACUGUCCACCCUGGCGGAAUGGUCAGUGGAGGCACUCAGUCAGGACAGGGCUAGGGGUCAACCCAUAGGGGUCAACAUGAGGCAGCUCAAGGCCGGUCUGCGGCUGGUGUCAGCGCUGUGCAACUGCAGCCAGAGAGUAGCCUCCAAGCUUUUGAAUCUUGGUGUGCUUGAUGGCCUGAUGAGUCUUCUCUUUGGGGAUCAUGUGGCAUCGUCCCUGAAACUAAUGGCUCUCAAUGCCCUGGACAGCGCCACCAAUUGGCAAGAGGGUGUCCAGCGUCUCCUCGGCUCCUCCCCCUCGGUGGGCGUGUUGGCCGACGCCCCCAGGACCUACUACCAGCGGUUGGUCAAGCUCCUGCUGUCGGAGCAGACUGUCCGGGUCGUCACGGCGACUACUGCGCUCCUGAAGAAGAUUCACGUCUACGAGGUGCUGACUACGCUGCAUGACACUGUGGAGAGCAUCUUAGACACGGAUGCUGAACCAUCUUCGUACCCAGCAGCGUCCCUCAAACAGACCUCAAAGUUUGACCCCAGUGACCCUGACGUCCCCCAGCAAUCCUCGGGGCCAGGCACGCCCCUGGAAGGGGAGGUCAUGGGGGAGUGUGGGGGUGUCAGCUCUGCCGACAUUGAGACUGUCGUGGACUGCCUGCAAGAGUUAAGCGCCGUGCUCAGGACGGCUUCCUAUUCGCUUGUACAACCACCUAUCAAAGCCUUUCCCACCACAGCCAAAGUCACCGGUCCCCCGAACUCCGCCGAUCCCUACCCAGCGCUCUAUCACAUGUUCCAGACGAGGAACCUUUUGGGGAGUCUACUUGUUCUUGUAUCCUGCCCUUCGACCUCGGGUCAUGAGAGUAUUACGAGUGCUGCUGUGGAGCUACUUACAGUUAUUAUGAAGUCACUUAAAGGCCUUCUGUUCCUAUCAGCCCACCAAGCUGCUACCAAAUCCCUCUGCCAGUGCCUGACCGCCAACCUGGACGAUGACUCCCAAGAGGAGAGCCCCUCGCAGCAGGCCGGCUUACAGCUCCUGCACAGCCUGGCGGUCCUGCAGUACGUGGACCAGCUACAGCAGGCAGUGGCUAAAGGUUCGCCCACCGCCCAUGACCCUGAUCGCGACGAGGUCAUUGAAGUCCUGCGCUGGCUGUGUUCGGUCAGCUUCACUGCAGUGGGGAGAACGGCGCUGGCGCACGUCUUUGCCAUGGACGACAACCUGGAGUGUCUCUUGCCUUUUGUUGAACCCAGGGCAGAACAAGGUGGAAGCCCAACCAGAUCCAGGAAGACGGCAUCCCACGGCUAUGCCAUGCAGGUCUUGUCUUGCAUCAUCCAACAUAAUGAGAACAUUGCCACGUUGACCAAAUACCAGGCGCGUCUGGAGCUGUGCUGUGUUGGAGAUUCAGCUUUAUCCAAGUGGUUGACUCCUAUCCAAGGCGUCAGGCUGGAUGGCGAUUGCAUCCCCAAGAUGAUUGAGCACAUCAACAAGGAGAGCGACGAGCUGGGUCAUAAUCUCUUGGGAACAGGGCCGGGCAUCGUCACCUGCCUGAGGGUCCUGAGACACCUAGCCUGUGCCCCACGGGAUAUGCAGACAGGAGAUUGCCAGAAGGAUUUCAAGUACAAACUGGCGGUGAUCCAACUGUACUCCUCCAGUUCAAUGAACGCUUUCAUCAACAUCAUCAAGAGACUCGGCGAUCGACUCCUGCGACCAUGGCAGCAGGGCUACUCUCUGUCUACCACCCAGGUCCACCUGGUGGACGCCCUCGUGUCUCCCGUGCUGCAACUCGUCAAGGUCAUGUUGUCGGAGCUUCUCUCCUCGGGCUCCGUACAGUUUAAAGAUGAGCGUCUAGUAACCUACCUCCUACCGUUACACACGGUGCUGUGUUCAGUGCCUAGUAGCAUCAUGUUACCCUCAGAUGCCCAGCGGAUCCAGACCGAUAUCAUCGAUAUCCUGUUGAGCUACACCAUGAUGCCUGGCACUCAGCCGGAUACUGAAGAAGGUAUUGCAAGCAGUAGUUGGACUGUCAUGCUAAAGGAAGUGUUGCAGUUCAUACCAUCAGCAGCGUAUGCCUACAUUGGUGGCCUGACUGUGCUGUCUGAGUUGCUUCCACUGCCACUUCCCAUGCAGGCACAGGAGCCGUUGUCAGCCGUGGAGGUCCAGCAGGCUCUCAACCUCCGUCGCUUGUGGAGUCUUCAUCUUCACUCAGAGAGCGUUCACAUACAGCAGAUCAUCAAGGACUUGGCAGGUAGCAGCUGUCCGCCAUUGCAGCAGAUCUUACGCCGUGUCUGCUGGCAACUUGCUGAUCUAGCUGCACCGACAGCCUUGACAGUCGUUAGGUCUCUGCUUGACAUCCUGAUCGAGAACCUGGCCCAGGGGGAGGAGGGAGGCAAGAAAGCACAGCCAGCCAGUGGUGAGACUGCUGGAGAGGGGGAGGAGAUCCAGAAGAAGACACAGCCGUGCAACAGUGACUCAGCCCGCAUCCUGACGCUGGUUGUGUAUCUGGUCUCUCAGCCGGCCAUCAAGGCACCGUUGCUGCAUCUCUUCAGAUCUAGUUUGAAGUCAGAUGAGAAGUACUCAGAGCUGUUGCCAUGGUUACUGUCUCUCCUCAAUGUGGUGUCGGACUCAUCAUUCCAUCUCCAGGCGCAGGAAUGCAUAGUGGCCCUGUUGCAGUCCAUCUGUGGCCCAGAGAUCACCCUCCUGCCCACGGACAACCUGUCAAUCAGCGAGCAGCUGGCCAAUAGCCUGCCAGGAAAGGAGCACAUGGAGAUCAUAUGCUCCGCCCUACUGGAUCACGUGACCAGCUCGGACCAAUCCUACGCCAGCAUCCUCCCCUCAUUGAGGACACUGUCUAUGCUGCUGGACUAUGACUAUGGCUUUGUCUUUGUGAAAUGUGCCUUGGACAAGACCCCAUCAGCCUUCCACUCUCUCUUCACCCGGCUCCAGACCUCCUUCCACAAAGACAGCUCUGACUACCUCUCCACCCUGUCCACGACCCUGGACCUCCUACAGAUGCUGCUGACCGUCGAGGGUCCGUCAUCCACCGAGGGCUUGGACCAGGAGGCAUGCCCGGAGGAGGGAGGGCCGUACCGGACCAAGGUGCUGAGCGUGGGACAGCUCAAGGAGUACCUGAUGUGGGGCGGCAAGGCACACCCGGUCUACCAGCUGGAGAAGACACUGAUUGAAUGCUGCAAGGAGGAUGAGAUCCUGGAGAGUCUCCUGGACAGCAUCAGCAGCCUAAUCCAGACCCUGGACUCGCCCGAGGAGCCUACCCCUACCACCCUACCCUCAGCCCCGCCCCUACCAAAAACAAACCCCGCCUUACUCCAGGAGCUGACACUCCUACCGGCCCCGCUCAGCUUCUCCGAGCAGUUCAACUCUCGUCUGGUGUUCUACAUCGGGGAAGGGGAGGACGACCGACUCAACACAGGCUUCUGGCUGGGACCGCCGGGUAUCGACGACGGGGACAUCGAGCCUGAUAUGGUUCAGUGCGAUUUGGAGGAUCUUCGGUCCACCUACCUGCCAGAUUUGGACCUGAGGGCAGAGCUGGAGAAAGAUCUCAGCGCCGAGAACUUGCCUCGAGAAAAGGACCAGAAGAAAAGGAGUGGCAAAAGAAGAUACGAGUCCCUCACCUCACGGUCUCAGUACCGCUUCAACUAUGGCAUCAAGAGAGCACACAAUCAAGGUGGCAACUUCAACCAGUACGGUCGUCCCAUGUCGGGUAGAAGCGGCCGGGGUUACGACAUCUUCCGCCAGCGAGCUCAGAACACCAGCCGGCCUCCUUCUAUGCACGUCGAUGACUUCCUGGCAGCCCAGGCCAUUGAGAGUACCGACACUAAGAAGCCGCAGAGGGGACCCCCACAGGGUCGCAGUGGAAGAGGAGGCAACUUCAUGGGCGGUGGGGGUGGCGGCGGUGGGGGCCAGAGAGGGGGAGGAGGGGGCGGCAGCUUCCAAGGUGGGAGGGGUCCCUGGAACGGACCCACUGGCAACUACGGCAGGAGGGAUGGAGGUGGGAACAACAUGGGGAGUGGUGCCCAACGUGGCGGUGGGCGGGGCGGAGGGGGACAGUGGGGGAACAGGCAACAGCAACGGCCCGGCUACGGUAGCGGUGGCGGAGGGGGUGGUGCCGGUGGAGGCAACAACCAACAGAGGAACUUUGGCCAGAGACGAUGGGAAGGGAACCAGUCCAGGCCCGACAACAGACUGGACAGUCGUCAGGAAGGGCGUGGCCCCGCCUCAGGCCAGCAAGCCUACGGCCGUAUGGGCGGGGACAACCGGGCCAGCCGGGAGGGGUCCUACAUGCAGCGAGGCGAUCCCCGGGGUAGCGGUGGCAGCAUGAGAGGGGGCGGCAGCGGGGGCGGUGGUGGACAGCAGAGGGGCGGAGCUAGUAUGAGGAGACCUGGGCAGGGAUUCAGGCCGGGGAGUGCUGGUGGUGGGCGUGGCAGGGGCGGAGGGGGUGGCAGUGGGUGGUCUGGACAGGGUGGCAAGGAUCAGUACUCAAGGUUUCAACAGACACCGAAAACAGGGCGUGGCGGUCGUAUGGGGGCAAGGGAGAACCAGGGAAGGCACAGCCGAUCCUUCACAAGAUAGAACCUCAUCAUCACGGAACGUAGACAUCAGUGAAAUUAAGAAUUACUCAGACCGUAUACUUGUCUGCGGGCCACUGCAUCUUAAAACCCGGAAUAGGGACACACAUUUUGACCCUACCAGGGUCUUUAUCAAAGUGUUUUUAAAGGCAUAUAGCAUCAUUUGCAUUUAUCCCACAAGUAACUUAACCAAAUUAUUAUUCAUAAGCUUACUUGGAUUAAAGAUUGUACUGGUACUAAACACCCCGUGAAAUUAUUCCGUCUGGCUUGCCGUCAUUUAGAAGAAAUCAAGAAAUGUAGGUGAUUUCCAACGAUCAGUCAAUUGACUGAUUGCUAAUAAAUGUGGAGUACUAUUGACAAAAUUGUUUGUUGUAAACAAAAGGUUGUGCAUGUUUUUUUUUACGGUUUUCUCAAAAAGUCCAAUAUCCACUGAGCUGAAACCUCGAUAGAUCAGGUUUUUGAACAUUCUUCUUUGGAUUUUGAGUGGUGUUAUUAUUUGGAAACAAAUAAAAUGCAUGAAAGCAAAUGUCCUAGAUGUAUUUCAAAAUGAUCCUAGUAGUAUCGAGCUCUACCUCCAGUCCCCAGCCUUGCACAUAUAAUGAAAAAAAUUCAAGACCUCCAGGAAAAUGUACCAGUUCCUUUUUUUUAAUUUUCUAAUGACACAUAUGAAUACAAAAUAAGAUCUUAAAAUAUGUUAAGAUGGUAUCCAUGGUAUCAUUUGAGUUACAAAGAGACAUGAAAGUAAAAAAAAUUGUCUUUUUUCAGCAUGACUGCUAUUUAAGGUAAAUCACUAAUUUUCAUUCACUGUGAUUAUUUUAAGAUUUCUUUGGAAUAAUACAUAUUAUUUCAAUUAGGAAACGGACAGAGUGUUACAAUUAGUUAUAAUAUUUCAUUGUUAAUUUGGACGGAUUUUUAGUACCACUGACAAUCCAAAAUUUACGACGGCCCAUUUUCAUGACACGAUUCACAGAGAUGCAAGUCCUCCUGCAUUUCAGGGUUUUUUUUUCAAAUUGUAAAUAACUUAUUGGCACCCAUACACUUACAUCUGCGGAUUUAAAUACAUGAUUUUCUGCCGAGAUUGCCACCCAUGUCAAGACCCUGUAGAGUAAACACACCAAACGACACAGUAAACCCCUACAGCAAAUUCUGCUUAAGAAAACCUGUGAAUGCGACAAUGGGAAUCUCUAUGCAAAGUGUGCAAGUUUUUGUUAGUCUGGACCUCGAGAUAGGCAAUUGUU
This is a messenger RNA of Patiria miniata (bat star), 7668 nucleotides long. RefSeq names its product protein virilizer homolog (gene virma). Gene Ontology annotation, cellular component: RNA N6-methyladenosine methyltransferase complex. Gene Ontology annotation, molecular function: RNA binding. Lineage: Eukaryota; Metazoa; Echinodermata; Asteroidea; Valvatida; Asterinidae. The coding region runs from base 33 to 6434 and encodes 2133 amino acids. The record is from RefSeq and is a predicted model, not a curated record. The transcript has 35 exons.